Molecule: messenger RNA, 2627 nt
Organism: Botrytis porri
Lineage: Eukaryota; Fungi; Ascomycota; Leotiomycetes; Helotiales; Sclerotiniaceae
Exons: 3
Coding region: 726-2093 (455 amino acids)
Biological process (GO): carbohydrate catabolic process; fungal-type cell wall biogenesis
Molecular function (GO): mannan endo-1,6-alpha-mannosidase activity
Source: RefSeq, a predicted model, not a curated record
AAUUGCUCCACUCCUUUCUCCUAUCAAAGUUCAAACCCCUCGAACCCCCUUCAUCUCCAAAAUGAAUCUCCACAGUUGGAACAUCUUUGGUUCCUGUUCUUGAGUUUAUGUUUAUAUCGACCGUAUGCUUAUCAACUCAAACAUGAUACACGCGUAUUGCUACACCUGAAUCGCUCUCUAUAAUACACACACAGACACACACACACACACACACACAACACCAUCAUCCAAUCCCAUCAGCAUCAGUCUGAGUUUCGGUAAUGUCUCACAGCAUAAUUCCGUGCACUUGGCGAUCCACCAAAUUCGUAAACCACCUUUCCUCCCAAGAUCUCGGCAUCCCCUGACGACUUGGCAGCGGCAUAGUCAGAAAUGAAAACGUUUCCAAGGUGAAUUCGGAUAGGGUCAAGAUGCUAGUGCAAAUCAACUCAAUUGAGGCUGUGCUCAGUAUGCUGUCUUUGACCUUGGCAUUUGACUAUACCCAAAGAUAACAUAGUGAACGAACGGAAAACAUCCCAUACCAAUGUUCAUCUUCAUCUGAUCUCGUAGGUCUUCUGCUACACACUCAAGCCUUGUAUUUGAAUACAUUCACUCUUUUGCUCCUCUGCUCAGCCGCUGUCAUAGAAAUCAGUCACUCUUUUAUUCUCGAUUUCAAACCUCAAACUUUACCAAUCCCUAUUCACACCUACUUUCAUGUACAUGUUCUAUUCUUCUGUCAUUUUCACAUCAUGAAGCUCGAUUCUUCUUUAAUCUAUGCGGCAAGCCUCUACGCUCUUGCUGGCCAUGGCGUGGAGGGUGCCAUCACACUUGAUAUCACAUCUUCGGACUCGAUCAAAACUGCAGCAAGUAACAUAGCAUAUGAUCUCAUGUCAUAUUACACUGGAAACAACACAGGAGACGUGCCAGGCAAUUUACCAUCGCCAUAUUAUUGGUGGGAGGCGGGCGCUAUGUUCGGAACCAUGAUUAAUUACUGGUACUACACAAAUGAUACAACCUACAACGAUAGUGUUCAGCAAGCACUACUACAUCAAGCUGGAGACGAUGAUGACUUUAUGCCUCUAAAUCAAACAAAAACAGAAGGAAACGAUGAUCAAGGAUUCUGGGGGAUGGCAGCGAUGACAGCGGCGGAAACCAAAUUUCAAGAUCCUCCAGAUCCAUCUCCGGGAUGGCUAGCGCUUGCACAAGGAGUCUUCAACACUCAAAUCGCACGAUGGGAUAAUUCGACAUGUAAUGGUGGAUUUCGGUGGCAAAUUUUCACUUUCAACAAUGGUUACAACUACAAGAACAGUAUUUCAAACGGAUGCGUCUUUAAUUUGGCAGCGCGACUCGCUUUAUAUACCGGUGAUAAAACUUAUGCGGAUUGGGCGGAAAAAAUCUUCGAUUGGGUGUAUGGAGUAGGACUCAUUUCUCCCGAGUACGAUGUAUAUGACGGAACUCAGAAUUCCGACAACUGCACAGAUAAAGACCACAAUCGUUGGACCUACAAUACCGGCAUUUACUUGAUGGGAAGUGCUGCCAUGUACAACCAUACAAACGGCAGCGCUAUCUGGAAAGAUCGUGUCACCGGCCUUCUCAACUCAUCAACGGACUUUUUUCAAAAUGGAAUUAUGGUCGAAGCGUGCGAAAGUGGUACUUGCAAUAACGAUCAACAAUCAUUUAAAUGUUAUUUUGGACGGUGGUUAGCUGCGACAGCCAAGCUUGCGCCUUUUACCUACGAUACUAUCAUGCCUUUGCUAUUUACCACCGCAACAGCAGCAGUAAAAACCUGUACGGCUGGAAAACGAGGCAAUUCGUGUGGCUUGAAAUGGACCACGGGAGAACACGAUGGAAUUACUGGCGUAGGAGAACAAAUGUCAGCAUUGGAAGCCGUCCAGGGUCUAUUAUUACCCCAAACCAGAGAUUGGGUUAGUAAGGUAGCAGGAACCGGUACCAGUGAAGGUGAUGCACAUGCAGGAACAGAUUCGAGAAUGAGAACGGAUGGAACCGAGAUUACACCCGUCACCACCGCCGACAAAGUUGGAGCUACGAUAUUUACUAUGCUGAUUGUUGCGGGUGUUAUUGGUGGAAGCGCAUUUCUGUGUGUCGAGUGGUUUUGAAAUCCGUUGGAGGAAAUCUACUAUGUUUAUUCCUGUAUGUGAGCAUACCAUUAAAAAAACCAUUAAUCUCGUGGCAUCGGCUGGAGUUGGGCAUAUUAUCGGCGUUAUGUAUCAGGACAACCGGAUAACAGGAAAGGGGUCGCGUUGGGAAGCAAGGCGUUAAACCCACAGGCUUGCAUAGACAGCUUUUGCUAUGAAUCUGGCCGAUUUCUUUUGUUCUUUAUUCAAUUCGUCUUCAGGACACCUAUUUUUCGAAACUAUCAAUCUGUCUACCGCGUCUUUCGGGCGUCAAUAUCAGUAGAGAAAACUUGCAGAUGAGCAGGUUUUGGAUAUAUAAAGUUGAAUUCCUAUUACGGGCAGAGAAUAGAAUAUCAAUCAUUUCAAACGAUGUGUAUUCACGGGUGUCAACUGGCUUUGGUGUUGAAUGGCUUCUGGAGUGCCUCUGAUUUCCUCAUUAUCUCACAAUUACACAUUCAAACUGGUCUUUAGAAUAGAACAAUAGGAUAUUCAAUAUCAAGCGUGCACUUUUAACGG